AUCGGUAAUCCAGAAGAAGUUUCCCCUCAGUUAGGGGGGAGCUCCACUUUGAAGCAGGAGACUCCACAACCACCCUGCAUUAAAAAGGAAGAGGAGGAACUCUGCAUCACUCAGGAGGGAGAGUGUCUUCUAGCACGAGAGGAAGCUGAUUACACCAAGUUUCCACUGAGUAUUCUCUCUGUGAAGACUGAAGAUGAUGAAGAGAAACCACAAGUAGACAACUUCUUAGCUCCACUAUCAGAUAGUGAGGCUGAAGACGAGGUUGAAGAACCUUUGAGCAGCGAUACAGACUGUGAAGGUGAUAUGAGGACUCACACUGACAACAAACACUCUGAAUGCUCUACAAAGAAGAGAGGUAAAACAUGUUUGAGCUGCUCAGUUUGUGCUGAAAGUUUUACUAAAAAGAGCAGUUUGACUCUACACAUGAGAACACACACAGGUGAAAAACCCUUUAAUUGUUCAGUUUGUGGCAACAGCUUUUCUGGAAAUGGCUCAUUGACUCAACACAUGAGAACACACACAGGUGAAAAAACAUUUAAGUGUUCAGUUUGUGGCAACAGCUUUUCUCAAAAUAGAAAGUUGACUCGACACAUGAGAACACACACAGGUAAAAAACCCUUUAAUUGUUCAGUUUGUGACAAAAGCUUUUUUAAUAAGAGCAUUUUGACUCAACACAUUAGAACGCACAGAGGUGAAAAACCCUUCAAUUGUUCAGUUUGUGGCAAAAGCUUUUCUCAAAAUAGCAAUUUGACUCAACACAUGAGAACGCACACAGGUGAAAAAACAUUUAAGUGUUCAGUUUGUGGCAAACGCUUUUUUAAUAAGAGCAUUUUGACUCAACACAUGAGAACACACACAGGUGAAAAACCCUUUAAUUGUUCAGUUUGUGGCAACAGCUUUUCUAUUAAGAGCAUUUUGACUCGACACAUGAGAACACACACAGGUGAAAAAACAUUAAAGUGUUCAGUUUGUGGCAAAAGCUUUUAUUUUAAGAGCAUUUUGACUAAACACAUGAGAACACACACAGGUGAAAAACCCUUCAAUUGUUCAGUUUGUGGCAAAAGCUUUUCUCAAAAUAGCAAUUUGACUCAACACAUGAGAACGCACACAGGUGAAAAAACAUUUAAGUGUUCAGUUUGUGGCAAACGCUUUUUUAAUAAGAGCAUUUUGACUCAACACAUGAGAACACACACAGGUGAAAAACCCUUUAAUUGUUCAGUUUGUGGCAACAGCUUUUCUAUUAAGAGCAUUUUGACUCGACACAUGAGAACACACACAGGUGAAAAAACAUUGAAGUGUUCAGUUUGUGGCAAAAGCUUUUAUUUUAAGAGCAUUUUGACUAAACACAUGAGAACACACACAGGUGAAAAACCAUUUAGUUGUUCAGUUUGUGGCAAAAGCUUUUCUAUUAAGAGCAAUUUGACUCCACACAUGAGAACACACACAGGUGAAAAAACAUUUAAGUGUUCAGUUUGUAGCAAAAGCUUUUCUUUUAAGAGCAGUUUGACUAAACACAUGAGAACACACACAGGUGAAAAACCCUUUAAUUGUUCAGUGGUGAGUACAAACAAUUAA
Molecule: messenger RNA, 1575 nt
Organism: Entelurus aequoreus (snake pipefish)
Lineage: Eukaryota; Metazoa; Chordata; Actinopteri; Syngnathiformes; Syngnathidae
Product: zinc finger protein 33B-like
Exons: 2
Coding region: 304-1575 (423 amino acids)
Cellular component (GO): nucleus
Source: RefSeq, a predicted model, not a curated record